AUGCACGUCCUCACAGCUGCCAUCCUUUGGUUUGGUCACAGCAGACCAGAAGGCAAAACAAUGACAGUGGCUUCAAGCCACUUUGAUCCAUUCCUCCAAAAACAUAUUAACAACAAAGGGCAGGAAACAGAAUUGAGCUACUUGGCUCCCAACAAGAUCACUAAUGCUUUUAAGAAUAGCAUGAGAAACAUAUUUAGUGCCUUUCAGCCAGCAUUACGAUUCUUUAGCAAAGCCUCCAACAAAUUAAACAUAGACUCCCUACGUGACCGAGAAAUUCCACCUUUGGGUAUAUACCUAAAAGAAGUGAAAGAAGGCACUCAAACAGAUGUUGGUACACCCAUGUUCAUAGCAGCAUCAUUCACAACAGCCAAAGGGCUAAGGAAGCAAAUUAUCCCUCCAGAAAACAACAGCUUUGGCAUUCUGCAGCAGAUCAUAGGUUACAACGACUACUGCAGUGGUUCUGGAAAAAACAUCCACAAGAUCCAAGUUGCAGGCCCAGCUCUGCAGCUAGCUCACAUUGUGAAACAGUUAAGUGUAAGUUCAGAAGAACAAGGGCAACCUGAGUCUGGGAAAACUGACGGAAAAGACAGGCACAAAGCUGGGCACAGAAAGAUGUGCCAGUGUGAUAGGGGAGAGGGGCUUCUGGGGGGAAGGAAUGAUCCAGAACAACAAGCCACAUGUAGUACGAUACCCUAUCACAAUGCUGGGCAGUGGCAGCGAGCCGCAGCUCCUAGUCAGCUACACCAUCACAAGGAUGAACAACCAAUACUCUACAGUGGACUGUGUUACCAGACGACUUUGCCCAACUCGCGCUCUCAUCACCCUCUCCCAACCCUCUCCCCAACUCUCUUCCCGGCCCCACCACCCUUCGUAGCUCCCGUCUCUAAUCUGGUUUCCAUUCCAGCCCCGCCCCCUUCCCCUUCCCUCUCUGGGACCGUGAAUCAAUCCCAUCCCGGGCAGGAAACGAGACCCAGGGCAACCCCCUCCGCUGCGGCGGAACAAAGGAGGCGAGCGCAGCUGCACGCGCAGGGAGGCCCACAGCGUCCCGGGCCCCUCCUCCCCCGCCGCCGCCGGGGCACACCGCACCUGAACCCCACUCCCCAGGACGCCCCAUUGUUCUCCCUCCGCUUUCCUGCCCGAAGGAAGCCACGCCGUGUCUUUCCAGGGGGCCAGGAAACAGCUGUGGGCCAGAGGAAUGGAGGGGCUGUGGGUGAACACGAGGACAGCCGAGAUUCGACUCUGCCCACAGGUACGAGAGGCAUGGGGCAAAGUAAGAGCAACUUAGUUUACAAGCCCUGCUUCCCUCCCGCCACCCCCGAAGCCACUGCGGAGUCACGACCACCCUCCGCAACCUACAGCGUGCGCCGUUCCCGCCGCAGCGCCGCGUCUCCCAAGAGAGCGGCAGAGCCCGCUGACCCCCGCCCGCAGGGUGCGACGGGGCCAGGGACCGCGGGCACAAAGGCGCGGAGCAGGCGCCUCGGGGGCCGACGCCGGACGCAGAGGGAAGGGCAGGGGAGAGAGAGAGAAAGCGCUCGCGCUACCUCGCCGGGCGCUACCUCGCCGGGCGCCACUCCGCCUCCACGUCGUCCUCGCUCUCCGGUGGCGCUCCGGGACGCGGGCCCAGCCCGGGGCUGCGGGGCUCCCGCCGCGGCUGUUCUGCCAAGGCUGUCCCGCGGCUGCCGGCCGGCUGCGCGCCGCGCGCUCUGGUACUGCCUCCACGCGCCGCGGUUGAGGCUCCCGUGCGCACCCGGCUGCGGAGUGCUCAGCGGCCGCGGGAGGAGCCCGGCCACUCCCCUCUCGCCCGCUGGCGGAGGGGCCGGCCGAGGGGCGGGGGCGGCGACCUCGCUGCCUGGGAUUCGCCCCUCGGCGCGCGGGCAGGAACGGGAGCCACCGCCCCCGAGCCGACUCACCUCUGGCCGCCCGGUGCCGGCUUCACAGCGCCCCCCGACUCACUGACAUAAAAUGCGAAAUACAACGUUUGACAACUCGAAGCCAGCCUGGGGUCACAUUCCGGCAAACAGUGGGAACCAGCAAAGCCAAGGACAGAGAGGUCUUCAGGGAAUACAUGGCUAUGGUGGUUUGAAGACUCCCAUUAGAGAGUGGAUAUUAAUUGCCCUCCUUUUGAAUAUGGUCUGGACUUAGUGAUUUGAUUGUAACAAAUAGAAUACAGCAGAUGUGAUGCUAUGUGACUUCCAAACCUAGGUCAUAAAAGGAGAUAAAGUUUUCACCUGGCUCUCCCUUGGGACACUCACCCUUGGAACCCAGCUGCCAUAUUGUGAGGAAGCUCAAGCCACAGGGAAGGCCAUGUGUAGGUGUUUGGGCUGAUGGUGCCAGCUGAGGACCCGCUCUACUGCCAGUACAACUUAUACCAAGCAUGUGAGUUGGCGAGCUUUUGAAAGAACUCCAGCCACAGUCACUGACCACGCUGCCUGAGAGACCUAGAGAGAAAACCUAGCUGAGCCAAAUCAGGCCCCGGAAACAAUGUAAAGCAUGAAAGAAAUGCUCCAGUUUUUAUAUAACUUUUUAUUUUGGCAUGCAACAAUCAGUACUUCAACUUAAAGGAAUGAGGAAGAUGGGGAUUGCAGACAUUUUGAUCCUCUGAAAGCUCCAAACAAAAUUUUCCCCACAGCUCCAUGGUAACCUCAGCAGAGGCUCCUGGAGGUGACAGUUCUGGGAUGCAAAGAAGGGCGAAUGAAGUGGGGCAGCUAUUUGUCCAUUGUCCUGGCACUUCCUUAGUUCCCCAAGAAACGCUAAAGAGUAACAGAUGUAACCCAGCAAAGGCUUCAACCAAUUCAUCAAGUACUCUGUGAAAUGGAGUCUCCCUCUGUCACCCAGGCUGGAGUACAGUGGCAUGAUCUCGGCUCACUGCAACCUCCGCCUCCCGGGUUCAAGUGAUCCUCUUGCCUCAGCCUCUCGAGUAGCUGGGAUUACAGGCGCCUGCUACCGUGCCUGGCUAAU
Molecule: messenger RNA, 2958 nt
Organism: Gorilla gorilla gorilla (western lowland gorilla)
Lineage: Eukaryota; Metazoa; Chordata; Mammalia; Primates; Hominidae
Exons: 12
Coding region: 1-1956 (651 amino acids)
Source: RefSeq, a predicted model, not a curated record